AUCAUUUUUUGUUGUUGUUGCAUUCAUCUGCAUUUUCAUACCGAUACAAAUAUGCCACAGUUUAUCAUAACACCAUUACUUACUAACAUAAUACAAUAAGAAGUGUUAUCGAUUCCGAAUUAUUUCAUUAUCUAUCUCCACAUCAUUUUCUAAUUCAUUAAAGACUUUUGAUUAUUCAAUGGACAAAUCUUCACUUUAUUUCUAAUAAAAUAAGUGAAUCACUCAAAAAGGACCUUCUUUCAUUUAUUAUAUUAAAAUAGGUGAAGUUAUCAAACAGUGUGACAGUUAUUUUACCUAAUCAACCUAUACGGAAGCUUUAAUAAUAAUUGACUGUAAAAACAGCGACCAUUCAACCAUCGUUACUUUUUGAAUCUUCUGAUGGUGUGUUCCUCUCAAUCCCGUGUUUAAUGCUAUAAAAAUUUGCCAGUUACUUGAAUAUUUCAACACCCUGGAAGACUUUUGCAUCAACAACUAAUCUGUUAUCAAUAUUAACAAUGACAGAAAUAACUGAAUCCUUUACAACGACAUCAAUAAGUACACCGCUGGAUACAACUCAAUGUGAACCGAUCGAGUUUUUAGAAACAUUUGGACGUGUUUAUGGCGGGAUGCAUGGAUAUAUCACACUGUUUCUCUGCCCUAUUUGUGUAUUAUCUAAUAUUUGCAUUGUCAUUGUUCUUAACCAGCGUAGUAUGAUAUCGCCAACAAAUUUUCUAUUGACAUCUUUAGCGAUAAGUGAUGGUCUGCUAAUGAUAUUUUAUAUUCCAUUUGCAAGUUAUUUUCUCAUUGGUCGGCAUACACGGAAUUCAAGUUAUAGUUGGGCGGUUUUCUUACAAUUUCAUAUUAAUUUACAGAAUUUCUUACACUUAACUUCAAGUUAUAUUGUUGUUGUGAUAGCUGUAUUUCGUAUUCUGUAUGUACGAUUUUUAGUUCAAUGUCAUAUUUUGUGUAGUAUGCAAAGAGCUAGACUGGCUAUCACACUAGUACUGAUAAUAAGUAGUAUAUUGACUAUCCCGUGUGUAAUCACUCAUCAUAUUGUCCGGAAUAAUAAUGAUAAUGAAGAAAAUGGCUACAUGGUGACAUAUAAAGAAAAUGAAGUCAUGUUAAACUAUCUGUACUGGAAUACAGCUAUUUUCUCUAAACUACUUCCACUGUUAUGUUUAAGUGUACUUAGUUUUAUGCUGAUAUUUACUAUACGUAAACAGAAUUCCCGAAUGCGUAGAAUGAAAGCACAAUCAAAAGUUGGUAGAAUUCACGCGGUUGCAGUGAAAUCCCCUUCAAAUUUAUCAACAACUAUGACAAAUGCAUCGUGUCUGUUAGAUAAGGUGAAUCAUGCAGACAAUGAUAUAAAAAAUAACAAUACUAAUACUACUACUACUACUACUACUAAUCAUAAUAAUAAUAAUAUAAUGAAUGAUAAUGGUGAGACAGUGAUAAUUAAACUUUCCAGUCUUAAAGAAUCCCCGUCUUCAUCGUCAACAGCACCAACACCAACUCCAGCCACAAAUGUUAACACAGAACGGAAACGUAAUACAUUUGAAAAUGAACGUGAUAAAGUGGAAAAUCGGUUGACAAGAUUUUUACUCACAAUUGUUUUUAUAUUUAUGAUCACUUUACUUCCACAGGCAAUCUUAUUAUUUUUAAGCGGAUUUCUAGGAAAUUGUUUCACCGAUACAGUAUACAAUGCACUCGGAGAUUUUAUGGAUCUGUUGACCAUCGUUAAUAAUGGUAUUAAUUUCGUAUUAUAUUGCUCAAUGUCCCAUCAAUUUCGAACAACAUUUAUACAUUUUUGUACAAAAAUAUUUCAAAAAUGCAGGUAGACAGAUAAUAAUAAUUAAAGCCAGUGAUUUGCCAUGAUUAUUUCAUAUUUCCCUCUGUGUGUGUGACUGUGUGUAUUUGUAAUUAUAUUUACAUUUUAUUAGGCAAUUUAAAAAAGGUCAGUUUACCAUUCUAUGAUUUCUGAAAUGGACAAUUAGAUAUGUGAAGAGUAUUCAUGUAUGUGUGUAUGUAUAUUGUUCUAACUAAUGUAUCUAUUUAUCAGCUGAUGUGAUUAUAAUAUAAAGAUGAGUUUGGUACAUAUCAUACGUGUCUUUACUGCCUUACCACAUAUCCCUAUUAAUACUGUUAUUAUUAUUAAUAAUGUCAGUUUAAUG
Trichobilharzia szidati is the source of this 2150-nucleotide messenger RNA. NCBI's taxonomy places the organism in Eukaryota, Metazoa, Platyhelminthes, Trematoda, Strigeidida, Schistosomatidae. The record is from the annotation of a GenBank genome assembly.